Molecule: messenger RNA, 1687 nt
Organism: Phodopus roborovskii (desert hamster)
Lineage: Eukaryota; Metazoa; Chordata; Mammalia; Rodentia; Cricetidae
Gene: B4galt7
Product: beta-1,4-galactosyltransferase 7
Exons: 6
Coding region: 83-1066 (327 amino acids)
Biological process (GO): carbohydrate metabolic process; proteoglycan biosynthetic process
Molecular function (GO): xylosylprotein 4-beta-galactosyltransferase activity
Source: RefSeq, a predicted model, not a curated record
GGGGCGGAGACGCCGCGUAGGCCGGGCAGGCCGGGCGCCGGGCUGGGAGCGGGAGCUCCAUGUCCAGCCGUGUCUCCCCACGAUGUGGCCCUCCCGGAGGAAAGCGGCGCAGCUGCCCUGGGAGGACGGCAGGACCAGGUUACUUCCUGCAGGCCUCCGCCGGAAGUGCUCCAUCUUCCACCUCUUCAUUGCCUUUCUCCUAUUGGUCGUCUUCUCCCUGCUCUGGCUACAGCUCAGCUGCUCCGGAGAUAUGGCCCAGGUGACCAGGGGACAAGGGCAGGAGACCUCGGGCCCACCUCGGGCUUGCCCUCCAGAGCCGCCCCCUGAGCACUGGGAAGAAGACGCAUCCUGGGGGCCGCACCGCCUGGCAGUGCUGGUGCCCUUCCGGGAGCGCUUUGAGGAGCUCCUGGUCUUCGUGCCCCACAUGCACCGCUUCUUGAGUAGGAAGAAGAUCCAGCACCACAUCUACGUGCUCAACCAGGUGGACCAUUUCAGGUUCAAUCGGGCAGCACUCAUCAACGUGGGCUUCCUGGAGAGCAGCAACAGCACAGACUACAUUGCCAUGCAUGAUGUGGACCUCCUCCCUCUCAAUGAGGAGCUGGACUAUGGCUUCCCAGAGGCUGGGCCCUUCCACGUGGCCUCCCCAGAGCUCCACCCUCUCUACCACUACAAGACUUAUGUGGGCGGCAUCCUGCUGCUCUCAAGGCAGCACUACCAGCUGUGCAAUGGGAUGUCCAACCGCUUCUGGGGCUGGGGCCGAGAGGAUGACGAAUUCUACCGGCGCAUCAAGGGAGCUGGCCUCCAGCUUUUCCGCCCCUCAGGAAUCACAACUGGGUACCAGACAUUUCGCCACUUGCAUGACCCAGCCUGGCGGAAGAGGGACCAGAAACGCAUUGCAGCUCAGAAACAGGAACAAUUCAGGGUGGACCGGGAGGGAGGCCUGAACACUGUGAAGUACCGGGUGGAUUCCCGCACGGCGCUGUCUGUAGGAGGGGCCCCCUGCACUGUCCUCAAUAUCAUGUUGGACUGUGACAAGGCAGCCACCCCGUGGUGUGUAUUUGGCUGAGUUGGCUAAACAGUAGGGAAGCCUAUGCUUCUGGACCUCGAUGCUGCUCAAGCUCAGGAAACCUCAGGCCUUAGGCCCAGCUCAAGAGGACGCAGAGUGGCCUGAAGGAAUAGACAGGGGCCAGCUCCGUAUCUGCAGCAACCUGGGCCAGCUCCGUAUCUGCAGCAACCUGGGCCAGGCUCAGGACAGGACACUGGGAGUUCCUGGGAUGCUGCUGGAAAAUCUUCAGAGAGAGGCUGGAGGCAUGGCUUUGUACUGGGGUCUCCACCCUGCCUUCUUGCUCACCCUGCUCUUCCUGCCCGCCCACACUGAGGCCCAGGGCAAAGCUCAGCCAUUUGCUCCUUUGGAAUAACAGCCUCAUGCAAAGAUGUAGUUAUAAGCCAAGUGGCCCAUGUGUGUGGCAGUUGCUGUUAGGAGGCUUAGGACUUCAGAAGGCAGCACAUGAGCCCUAGGCAGAGGAGCAGCUAAUAGUGGCUGUAGCUGGUUGUCACCACGGAACUGGGUGGGGUAGAGUGCUUGUGUCACCAGAUCUCACUUUUCAAAAGAAACUAGAAUGCUGGAUUCUUACGGAGAAUUUUCUGAUUGUAAAUGGUAGCAGAUAACUAAAACUUUAAAAAGCUA